Messenger RNA from Mucor velutinosus, 3123 nucleotides. Its product is annotated as ATP-binding cassette transporter snq2. Bases 1 to 3123 code for a protein of 1040 amino acids. The record is from RefSeq and is a predicted model, not a curated record. The transcript has 4 exons. Lineage: Eukaryota; Fungi; Mucoromycota; Mucoromycetes; Mucorales; Mucoraceae. Gene Ontology annotation, molecular function: protein heterodimerization activity.
AUGACAUUAGAUGAGCAUUACAUUUGUCAACGAGCUGCGAAUGCCAUCAUCUCCGAAAUUGGGCCCUUCAGAGUAUCUACAGACGCCUUGCAAGCUAUAAAUCAGUUCCUGGAUGAAUUUAUCGUUCUUUUAUUGACUUGCUCACUUUCCCUGGAUCUGUCUCAAAUUAAAUCCGUCGUCGUCAGUCUACUGCCAUCAACACUCGGUAAAAACGCUAUUGUGGAAGCAGAGCUCGAGGUCAAAACCUUCACUGAGACCGAGAGCAUUGACUAUGAUUUGUAUGAACGUAUGCGCAACUUGUCUGAAAAGGAUUUCCCACUGAAUGAGGCUGUGCCGCUGUUGAGAGAGAAAUGCUUUGAGUUUUGUACACUAGCAGACAAGGAUGAUCAACUGUAUCUACAGAAAAGCAUUCGACACAAACGCAACGAGGCGAAUAUGAAGGUGAUUAUCUCGCCCAUUGUGGCCAUCUAUGUCACGACUGUCAUGGAGCACAUUGCAGAGUACUUGCUGACAGCAGUGGCAAUGACAGCAGAGCACGAGGACACAGAUUAUGUCAGAGUAAAGGAAGUAUUCUUGGCUCUGAUUGACGAUAUUCAGCUGGGCGAUGUGUUUCAUAGAAUGGAUUUGAAGGAUAAAAUGGAGAAAAGAGCUGGUUUCUUGAACGCCAAUAUAGCGAGGGCAUCCUACCUGCCAAAUCCUCCAGCGCCAGCAAACAAUAGAAAAAGCUACACGAUAGACCAUCAGAAUGAAACUGGUUCAUUCUUGGAUAUUACAUUUGACGAUCUUGAUUUGGACUAUUUUGACGACAAUCCACGCAAAAGCACAGUAUCCACCACCUCCCGCGUGCCUGAAAUCGCGCGACCUCAUUCCGCCAUGUCUUAUUCGAGCGCAAUUACGGCUAAUACAAACGCCCUCAACACGACAUACAACGCUAAUAGAAAAUCAACAUUCCAUUUGUUUAAGAAUAAUCGAAAUUCUUUUAGUGGGGAUGUACUACCACGUGCUUCUUCACCAGCUUCAUCUGUUUAUGACCCAGACGCACCCAAUGCUAUGAAUUUUGAUGACCUGAUAAAGUCAGGUGGAACUGUCAAAGUCUCAUUAACACCAAAUAGGCUCAGAUCCAUUGAGCACAAGGAUGAAUUGGCUCCACCUCAGCCCACAUGGGAGCGUCGUUCAACGAGUUCUGCCUCGCCAAGGUUGUCUGCAGUUCAUUCUCUUCCAUCCAGGCCAUCGUCGCCACUGGUAUCUCAGCAGCAGCAGCAUGGCUCAGCAUCAACCAAAAAGCUGCCUCCAUCUCAAUCCAUGUCGCUGUCAUCAUCCUCGUCGUCCUCACUGUCCUACAACAACAACAACAACAACAACAACAACGAACAAGACGGCAUCCAGAUGGAUUAUCACAAGCCCAAAAUGUCAAUUGAAGUACCCAAGAUCAAUGCUCGUCCUCAGACACCAUCCUCGCCUCUCAGCAAAAAGAGUUUCACUAUCAAUGAUGCCAGUAGAUUUGAGAAUCCUAGAAAUGCACCCAAGCCUCCGCCUUCGCUCUCUUCUGAUUCAUUGCCUGGAACGAUCCCUAUUGCUGCUCCGUUGAUCCAUCCACCUAGUAGCAUCAAAUCGCCCAAGCUCAAUGCUGCCACACUCAGCCAUACGCCGCCUCCCAUUGCCAGCAGUAACAGCAGCAGCAAGUUGCCCGUCCUAGCAUCCCCUGCCACUCCAAAACCAGCAGUGAUCACGCCCCUUGGUAAACUACCAUCGCCUCCCACCACCACCACCCCAUCAUCAUCGAAGCGAUCUCCUUCCGUCAGAUCAGCCACCGUCAGUGCUUCUACACCAUUUGUAAAUAACAGUAGCAAUGAUUCAAUUGCAUCCACUGUCUCUUCCGUAGCCAGCAUGCCAUCGCCUAUUGUCAAAAGUACUUCCCAUACAACUACCAUAUCCAUUCAAGAACCACCCUUACCUCGACCUUCAAAAUCUAAUAGUAACAACAACAGUAAUACAAGCAAUACUAAUAUAAUCAACACGAACGGUAUGGUGAUCCGCAGAAGCAGUAUGAGCAGUCGAAAGAGCCGAGAAAACUUGAGGAAGCUAAAAGAAGAGCAGUUGCAAAAGGAGUUGGCAGCAGUGGUAGUGGAUGAACCCAUGCCUACCGCCGUUCUCAAGUUGGGCGAUGGUGCUACUCAAGCUGAUGCCCAAGCUUUGACUGAAGAACCUCAACAAAUCAAUACGGAUGACACUGAAGCGACAUCAGCAACCGUGAGACAAGUUCGCUUUGAUAACAAUCAAUCCGCUGAAGACGACAUUGGCAAAGCAGCGGAUAAAGAUGCCUCUUUGGCGACGGAUCCUGUUCCUACUGCCAUCACGUCUACUUCUGCUCCAAAUCCUACCGAGAUGCCUCCUACCACGGACGCACCUGGUAGCACUAACGGCGCCAUUCCUCGAAAGAAGGCCGCCACUCUCUCUCCCGAAAGACCCUCUAGUAUGGUCGCUAAGCGUGCCUCGAUGAUCAGCAGCAAUCGACGAAGAUCCAUGCACGAAGACAUUAUGCUGCGACAAAGAGUAUCCACAGUAGGAUCUGUUAGUGUCUCCAUCAAGCAAUGGGAUGAUAUCCUCAAAUCUGAAGAGACAACCACUAGCACGAAUGUGAUUCCACCUGCUGCUCAUCGUCGGUCUGUGCUAAGACAGUUGCGCCAACAGCAACAGCAGCAAGCCGGUGAGCAAAAUCCAGACGGAAGCACGCCAAACAACAACAAUGCAGUGCUCGACAAGGUACUUAAAUUCGAAAGAGCAUCUACAUUGGACGACCACCAAAGAGUGUCUCAUAUGCCCAGAAGAGAGAGAUUUCUGUAUUUGCAGCAGGAUCCCUCUGCUAUUGAACGCAAAUCCACCAUUCUGUCACCCAAGAAACCCAUUAUUCAGCACACACCUCACCGAGCCAUUGGCAUAGAUCAAGGGGUACAGACUGAUUUUGUCAAGCCAGACCCCACCAGAAAGCAUGGCGUGAGUAGCAGUGACGACGAUGAUGAAGAGCACGGCGAAGUCGAUGGCGAUGAAGAAUGGUUUUUGCAAGACUCUGAGUGGGAUGAACAGGAGGAAGUUGCUAUGGUGGAAUGGCUUCUUGGAGACUGA